Molecule: messenger RNA, 2123 nt
Organism: Betta splendens (Siamese fighting fish)
Lineage: Eukaryota; Metazoa; Chordata; Actinopteri; Anabantiformes; Osphronemidae
Product: specifically androgen-regulated gene protein-like
Exons: 4
Coding region: 267-1910 (547 amino acids)
Source: RefSeq, a predicted model, not a curated record
UCACCUGGCGGCUGGCGUCUCCCACCUGUUCCGACAGUCACUCCCAGCAGUCGAGCCGCUGCGGACGGAGGGAAGCGACUUUGCGCCGGUGCCAUGGACUGAGAGCUGGGAACAGCUUCUGUUUGCUGCUCCAGUAACUUGAAUGUUUCAGUGAUCGACGUGUGACUCAGUAGGAGACUACAGCAGGACUGCAAGUCCAGACCAUCUUCCCUCGUCCUUUUCCGCGUGCGUUGCCGAAGGAUGACGCGUGGUCAGGAGCUCUUGCCAUGGAAUUGCUGAGCAGUGGGGUCAGCGCUGGGAGCUGUGACAGUGUGAUCAGCAUGACCUCGGCCUGUAGUGAAGACAGCAUGGAGCACCUGUCUGCAGAGGAACGGGCCUGUCUGAUGUAUCUGGUGGAAACCAUUGAGGCCUUGGAGGUGCAGGAGGACAGCGGCUUGUCCAAUGAUGAACCCGACCACGGGCUCCAUGACAUUUCUAGUUUCAGGACUGAGUCUGGAAGAAUCUCUGAACCACAGUCCUCUACUGUUUCAGCUGUAAAUGGACACGAUGCCAACUCAUCACUGAACCUUGUGUCUAGACACACACGGCCACUCAGCAAAUCAGACACUAGUUCCAAAACCACUUCAUCAGCAAAAAUAUUGUGUGUUUCCAUGGACAGAGAUGGUAAACCUAAAAUCGUUACAAGUGAUAAGAAUAUCCAAGGUCAGACCACUGAGCCCUCUGGAAUGGAUCUUGCUCUGAUUCCUCCUCCCUCAGACUUCAUGGAUGAACCAGACUCUCCCGCAGAGCCCCAAAAAGUAGAACUUCAUUCAUCUCUGGGUUUAUCCACCAACAAACCAGCAGAAACAACUGACCUGGAGCUGGUACAUCAAAGAGCCUCAAUGAAGAGAACGUCACUGAGCCCAGUGAGUGUUAACAAGCCUCCACUUGAAGUUUCUCUCAGCCCGAGUGAAAAGCCUGUCACCUUUGGGGCCCAGAUGGACCUGCCUCCUGAUGCUGCUGAGCCCAGAAGUCCACCCGUUGUGGCCCCUAAGCCCAAGAAGCUUCCUGCCAGCAUUGUCCUGAAGUCACAGAAGGUAUCAGCUCUCUCUGAAGGAAACUCUGGACACCCAGGCCCAACUAGCAGUGACAGGAUGCUGUUGGACCCACAGAGAGUUCGCAUUGAGGCCCUCAGAAAGCUGGGCCUGCUGAAAAGUGAAGAGGCAGAAUCGUGUCCCUCCCCAAGUCCAAACCAAUCCCCUAAAACCAGAAAGUCAUGGUCAGCAUCUGCUCCUGACGUGAACCCAGUCACUCCCCCCUUAACAUCGUCUAGUGUUCCUGUCAGCCCAGCUCCAGCUGUUCCUUCACAGUCUCCUGCUGUCGUGCCUCCAUCAGCUCAAUCUUCAGCGCCACCAGUUCAGCUUCCACCUGAAAUUCUUCCAGCACCUGCUGCUUUCAGUGACACCAAGCCUCCGGUGUACGAUAAAAGUCCUUCUCCUGUUGAUGCUCCAGUGAAUAUGUCUCCUUCUACACCUCCUGCUCUGGCCAAACACUUAACUCCACCCAGGAUCACAGGGGUCAAAUCAGCCACCCUGGAGCACUCAGGCCUGGGUCUGAGCAGCUACAUGUCUGAUUCCACUGAGUUCAGUCAGGAAGUCGGUGAGGAGGAGCCCCCUCAGCCAGGUAACAGUCGUCCACGCCCAGCUUCUCUGAGUAGUAGAAGAGAGGGGGAGGGUCUGGAGAGGCGUCGAGGCAGCAGCAAGGAGCCUGGCUCACAGCGGCUCCUGUCUGGCCACGCCACCUUCCAGCCCACCGGAGAAGCUCAGAAGCUUCCUCGAUCGCAGGGCAUCAGUGUGUUGAUCUGCCCCCGUGCAGAACAUGGAGAGGAUCAUCGAAACGCACUAAAGAAGCUGGGGCUGCUCAGAGACUAACUGCCCCCGGCGACCUUCAGCUUUAUGUACAUGAUGGAUAAAGGCCUCGCGGAGCUUUUGGGAAGCUAAUAUUACUGUAGCUGCCACACAUGACUUAAACUGUGAUGUCAGGACUAUGACUGUUGAAGUUUGUUACUGAUAUCACGCCAAUAUAAUAUAAUCAAGCUGUUUUGUGCUUUUGGUUAUUUUGUAAAUUAAACGCUGUUACUUUUA